AUGGCGUUUGCCGACCUACUUGAGAAGAUCGGGGGCAUGGGCCGCUUCCAGGUCCUGCAGGUGGCCUUGCUGGUCACUCCUGUCUUGCUGGUCGCCAGCCACAACCUGCUGCAGAACUUCUCCGCCGCCAUCCCGGACCACCACUGCCGGAUCCGGCUGACCGGCAACGCCACCAACCCUGGCCAUGCAAACAGAACUACUCAAAAGCCAGGGGUGGAGGAGGACCUCCUGUGGAUCUACAUCCCCAAAGACGUGGCCGGGAAGCCGGAGAAGUGUCGCCGGUUUGUUACACCCCGCUGGCACCUCCUCAAUUCCAGCGCCGAUGACAGCCACAAUGUGACACAGGUGGACACGGAACCGUGCUAUGAUGGGUGGAUAUAUGACAACAGCGUUUUUGUCAACACUAUCAUCAUGGAGGUGAGAGGGCCUGGGCGGCAGGUCGGGUGGGGGUCAGGCUGCCACGGCAUUCCACAUGGGUUCCACGUGCAGUGAUGUUUCAUAGGGGAUAGCUUUUCAAGGCAAGCAUUUAAUAAAUGACUUGCACCACAUCCUCCUGCAGCCCCAUGGUGUCUGGGACUGGUGGGGAUUGUAGUCCUGAGGGCCACAGCCCCCCCCCCCAGCUCAGUCUCUGCUAAUUGGAGACAUCCGAGGGCCAAGGCGGACAUGGCGUUGAAUGUGUCUUUGCAUUCAAUGGGCAGGUCUUUUCUCCCGCUAGAACUAGCUGCUAAUUUUCAGGAUCCGUGGCAGGGAGAAUUUAACUAUCUCCUAGCCCAGGGGUCAGCAAACUUUUUCAGCAGGGGGCCAGUCCACUGUCCCUCAGACCUUGUGGGGGGCUGACUAUAUUUUGAAAAGAAAAAAGGGGGGUGAUGAAUGAAUUCCUAUGCCCCAAAAAUAACCCAGAGAUGCAUUUUAAAUAAAAGGACACAUUCUACUAAUGUAAAAACAUGUUGAUUCCCAGACCGUCCGUGGGCCAGAUUUAGAAGGUGAAUGGGCCGGAUCUGGCCCCUGGGCCUUAGUUUGCAUACCCAUGUCCUAGCCCAUUGUGCUGGCAAGGAAAAUUUGGGCGCUGAAAGUGGCUAGUGGCCUUUUUGGGGAGUGUGCCAAACCUCAGAACAGACCUCUCUUCUCUCUUGCCUGGUUCAAGGCUGCAAGCCUGUUCCUCAUCAGCCUGGGCCCAAGCAGACAGGGCGUGGCAAGGCUUGGAGGAACAGCUGGCCCUCACAGGCUCCUAAUCAGGGACCCCAGUGAAGGCACGGGGGAGAAAGCCGAUUCUGUUCGUAUUUAUAAUUGAGCCUGCCAACUUUGCACGUCCCAGAGCAAAGUGCAAACUGAAUCACAGCCACCAUCCUUUGAACGGCGCGCGUCUCUGAAUUUUACAGUGAAAUUCUCCAGACAUGCAACCUGUACACAAAUACAUAUAUACUGGAGUAAGUUGCAUAUAAAAUUAUAUAUACUUGUGAAGAUUGUAUGUAAAAAUGUAGGGAACGUUGUUUUGCAAAAACGUGUAUACUAGGCAAAACUUCACAGAAAGAUUUGUAUAUGUGAAUCAAUAAUACAGUGGUACCUCAGGUUAAGAACUUAAUUCGUCCUGGAGGUCCGUUUUUAACCUGAAACUGUUCUUAACCUGAAGCACCACUUUAGCUAAUGGGGCCUCCCACUGCCGCCGCGCCGCUGCUGCACAAUUUCUGUUCUCAUCCUGAAGCAAAGUUCUUAACCCAAGGUAUUAUUUCUGGGUUAGCGGAGUCUGUAACCUAAAGCGUCUGUAACCUGAAGUGUCUGUAACCGAAGGUAUCACUGUAUUGGGAGAAAUUCGCACCAAAUUGCUGAUGAAUAUUCAGGAGGACUAUUUUUUAAAAAAUUGCAACCUGGCAUGGAAAUACGGAGAACUGUACUUAAGAUUGGAGGGCUGGGGGCUAGGCUGCUUUUAAAAGGGGGAGGGGCGUAUUCAGUAUAGGUAGCAAAUACAAUCACCAUCAUGCUUUAUAUCUUAUUUUGCUUGGCUACUGAAAUCCUGCCACCAUCAGUUGCUAACUACAAGAGCAAAGUGAAACUGCCACAGUCAGCAGCAGUCUACCUCUGAUCACCAGAGGCCAGGGAAUAACAGUGGAAGAGGGCUAUUGCGUGCAUGUUUGGCUUGUGGACUUUCCAUAGGCACUUUGGCUGUCCAGCGUUGGAAGUAGGUUACUAGGCCAGAUGUAUAUUACUGCUGUCUUUCAGCAGGACACUUGCUUUCAUGCUGCAGGGAACAGCCACAUUGACUGCCAAAGCGUAGGAAGGUUAAUGUUUCAAAUGAUUUGAUGCACACUGAUGUUUUCUGUGCAUGCCAUCUGCCUGUUUUUCAUGUAGUAAUUCUAUAUAUAUAUAAAAGGUUAACGUGGCAAAAAGGUAAAAUGUACUAAAGCAGCAGCAACCCUGUGUUUCAGUUAACCAUUUUUCUCACAGCUUAAUUCAACGAGCAAGAGGAAGGGGGUGUGAUAUCAGGUAACAUGCAGAAAAUUCCACUGAGGAGGGGGAAGCAUGGGAGGUCAGAGGUUGACAACCUUUUUAGGCCUUUGGGCACAUUUGGAUUUUUGAGAAAGUGCCACGGGCAUCGGUUGCUCUCAUCACUGCUUCCCCCCCACUCCACCAAAUCAGCACCUGCCUACUUUGCUUUUCCAAAGGAUCAGGGCAAAAGUCCCAUCCAGCAGAAUUGACCAGAGCUUUGAAAAACACAUAGAGCUGAAAGCGGAAGUGAGAAAGAGCGUCACUCUUUCAACUUCCUCCUUUAGCUCUCUGUGCUUUUCGACAGAGAAAUGGAUAGUGGUCCUCACCACCUCAUCACCGCAGAGGCGGGGUGGGGUCUUCUCCAGAGAGAAGACCUCAGAGGUGCUAUAGUGCCCACAAGUGCCAAGUUGGCACCCCCUGCUGCAGACCCAGAGAUCAUCAACUACAGUGGUACCUCGGGUUACAUACGCUUCAGGUUACAGACUCCGCUAACCCAGAAAUAAUACCUCGGGUUAAGAACUUUGCUUCAGGAUGAGAACAGAAACUGUGCUCCGGCGGACGCAGCAGCAGCAGGAGGCCCCAUUAGCUAAAGUGGUGCUUUAGGUUAAGAACAGUUUCAGGUUAAGACCGGAUCUCCAGAACGAAUUAAGUUCUUAACCCGAGGUACCACUGUACAGCAGAAUCCUGCAAGCACACAACUCUGUGAGGCUCUCUCCUUUCAAACAGAAUCUCAGCACUAUGAGGUCUGACCAGCUGCUGGGAGGGGGGCCUCAGCAUCAGCCCCACCUGCCCCCCCCCAGAUGAUUGGCACUGUCACUGCUAGCUCUCCAUUUGACAAUAUUCACAUCACAUUCUUUUGUGCUCACACAGACCACAUCCAGAUGGGCAGCGGGGUGUGUGCUGAGGCAUGCCUCCACACUCUGGGCGGCUUCCAACACAUAAAAACAUAUCACCAAACAUUAAAAACCUCCAGUUACAGGGCUGCCAUCAGAUGUCUUCUAAAAGUUGUGUAGUAGCUUAGAUCAGGUGUGGGAAGCUUGUCAGGCCUUCUGGGUAUUGUUGGACUACAGUUCCCAUAAUCCCUGACCACUGACCAUGCUGGCUGGGGCUGAUGGGAGUUGGGAAUUCAACAAUAUGAGAGAUGGCAUCAGAUUCCCCAGACCUGCUUUAGACCUCCCACCACCCAGUUCUCCUCUAGGGGGCGACACACUGAACCACACCUCCCCCUAGUGGUGGGAUGUUAUACCUACAGCAUUUAACCGACUGACACAGGUGGAUUGUGAUUCCUCUUCUUGUGCGAAAGGGCUGCUUUGCCUGCAUUUUAACCCUCUUCCAUUCCAUCCAUGCAGUGGGAUUUGGUGUGUAACCUGCGGACCCGGAGACAGAUGGCACAGUCCAUUUACAUGGGGGGAGUUCUGGUGGGCGCUCUCGUGUUUGGGAGCUUAGCUGACAGGUGGGUAUCUGUGGUUGUUCAAUAUAUCUGCUCAGGGGUGGAGAAACUCAGGUGGAGGAGAGGAACAGAUGAAGACGUGAACUGCUGCCUCAAUUAGGCUUGACGAAACGCUGGCCUCAGCAGCACUGUUCCCGCAAAGGGGCAUUGUGGGAAAUCAGACUGGCAGGCCGUUUCCCAUCCAAGUACUAACCAGGCCUGACCCUGCUUAGCUUCCGAGAUCAGACAAGAUCGGGUGUGUUCAGGGUAGUAUGGCCGUAGACAGGCCAUUUCCCAAAUCAGUUGCUAGCAUCAGGGAAACCUGCAGCUUAAGAGGCACCUUCCUAGACUCUGCCCCCCCCCAUAAAAAAAGAAUCUGGGACCAGUCCUGCUGUUAGUAUUCAGAUUGUUGGUACUGUAGCAAUGGCAAUAUAUUCAUGCAGCGUCCUGUGUUGCAGAUUUGGGCGCAAGCCAGUUUUAAGCUGGUCCUACCUGCAGAUGGCCGUUGCAGGACUGUGCACCGCUUUCUCCCCGAAUCUCACAGCCUACUGCGUCUUCCGCUUCCUGGUCGGCAUGUCGUACUCUGGGAUUAUCCUGAACUGCAUGUCCUUAGGUAAGUGUCGCAAGGCCCAGUCCGAUGAGGCCAGUUGAACACCAUUAGCUCAGAGUCCCAGCGAUGGCGGAGAAACUGGUUCGGCCUGCAUUUUGAAGCAAGCCAUCCCAAUUCUUGGGUGCCUGGAUUAGAAAGCAUCUAUCAAUUCGAUGAUGCACCUUUCCAAAUUUUGCAAAGGGAUUUUUGGUUCUAAAAAAUGCGCAUUUUACAGGAAAUGCGCCAAAAAGAAAAGAAAUUUAUUAAAACACGCACACAAACCUAGAGUGGAAGUGAUUGCAUGUAUGCAAACUCACAGAGAAUGGAAACAGCCAAAUUCAUCCAUUCCCUAGCUGGGACAGGGUAGAUGGAAUGGUACAAAUUAGAAAUUUCAUAAGCUUUCAGAAUUUGAUUGUGGACCUUGCGAAUUUUGUUCAAAUUUGUGGGUUGAUGCCAAUUAAGCUUUAUUCAGAGUAGACACGUUACUAUUAAUGGUCCUAAGUUAGUCAUGUCUAUUCAUUUCAGUGGGUGAACUCUGAGUAGGACUUCCAUUGAAUGCAACCCUCCAUUUUUAAAUGCAACUUUAAGGCCACUUUGGAUGGAAUUCAACUUUGUGCUAGUUCCAUCAAGGAAGCAUUUCUGUUUGCCAGGUGGAACAAUCUCGACCCUGUUCUGCCAAUGUGCUGAUCUUGGGGUUCUCCUGAUCCUCCCGAGCAGAUUUGGGGAGGGGAGUCCAGUUGCAGAGGUUUCCACUAGUGCAGCAACAUCGUUGGAUCGGGCCCUUUCAAUCUUGUUUCAUGAUUUUAAGGCUAUGAUGUUCAGCAUCAGCUAGGUAAAUUCAAUUCCUCCACACCAGAGGUAGGGAACCUAAUUCUGCCCGAGGGUCUCGUUCUUCCAUGAGCCACCUACCAGGGGCUGUCUGCCAGUGUGGGAUAGGGACGAGAGGACCAGUGAAGCAACAGGUGAGUCUCUUACCUUUGCACAACAGACUGCAUUCCAGCAUUCCAGCCACACAAAAACCAGAGGUUUCUACACACAAACAUCCCUCUCCCUAUCCUUCACCCAGGCAAGCAAAGAGGCAUUAUCAGAGUUCAAGGGCACAAUUCAGCCAGGCAAAAGCAUUCAAGCAGGGUGCAAAGCAGGAACAGUGAGGGGUGUGGCCUGGAGAGGGGGUGUGGCCUAGAGGACUGAGGGUAAGAUAGAGAGGCCUGGAGGGCCACAUUUGGCCCCAGGCUUAAAAUUCCCCAGCCCACUAUGCUAUUAGCUUUAAUCACUGAAUCAUAGACUCACUGAGGUGUCACUAUGGGUCACAAUUACAGAAGAGGAGAAAUUCAAUUUUGUUUCUAAUUAUUAUUUAAUUAUGAAAAAAGCUACCAAAUCCUCAUUUUAAAAAAUCUAAUACAUAAACCAAAGUAUCCUUCUAAACAAGCACUCUUCCGAAUUUUGUGGUCCAGUUCUCCAACCGACGUGCACAACAAUGGACCCUAAAAGCUAUGUGUAUCAGUCAAAAGUGUGUACAAAACCGUGUAUGUUAAGAGAAAUUCAUACUGAAACGCUGAUGAAUAUUUAUGAGGGCUUAAAAUGCAAACACUCACACAAACUGAAGUGGAAAUGUGGAGAACCGAGUAUGAACGUGGAAACAUGAGGAACUGAGAGAAACUGCCAUCAUCCUCAGCCACUUGCCAUACUUGCAGGGGCUGAUGGGAGUUGUAGUUCAGCAGCUCUGGAGGGCCAAAGGUUUCCCACACCUGCUUAGACCCUCACCCAAGCCACUAGGAAGGAGAAUCAGGGAACUCUGCAAACUUCCUUAGAAUCACCUGGCUGUGUUUGGGAAGAACCUUGAAUCUGGAACAAACUAGCUGUUAUUGCAGCUAGUGUUAUAUGUCUCUAAGGGCUAGUAAUCGAGCUUCUGCAUUUUGCAAAAUCUGCAGCUUCUGGGUGUCUUCAAGGGAGGGUCCACACAGAAUGCAUUACAGUAGUCUAUCUUAUCACUGUGGCCAGACUGUUCAGGAACAGCCGUAGAUGGCAAAUCCAGCAAAGCUCAUGAAUGGUGGUCCUAGGACUCCUAGCCAUCAAAGCCACUGGUCCUCCAGUGACAAUGUUGAAACCAGGAGCACACCCCACCCCCAGACUAUGAGGCUGCGCCUUCAAGGGUAGCUCAAUGCCAUCCAGAACAGGCCUCUUAUCUAAUUCCUGGUCUUGGGCACGACUCACCCACAGGGCCUCCAUCUUGUAAGCAUUCAGUCUCAGCUCAUUGGCCCUCACCCAUCCCACCACUAAAAUCCAGCCACUGGGCCAAUGGCUUCACUUGAUUAAGACACCAAUGAGAAAUAAUAAUAAUAAAUAAUAAUGAAUUUUUAUUUAUACCCCGCCCUUCCCGGUUCAGAAAACCGGGCUCAGGGCGGCUAACAACAAAUUUAAAACACUUAAUUGUGAUACAACAAAAAACUGUAUAAAAGUGUGAAUAACAAUAAAUUCAAAGUUCUAAAACCAAUUUAGGGGGAAAUCUAUCCAAUAAACAUUAGGUGAUCACCAGGGCUAGCUGGCUAAAUUAGUCCUAUUUGGGCCAGCAAGGAGGCCAGGGAAGAAUUAGCUGUGGGAUCCCAGAGCGGGUAAUCUUCAUAAAAAGGGGAGGGGGAGGGAAGGAAGGGGAAUAAAAGAUCAGGCUAAAUUAAAAUUGAAAGCCAGGCGGAAUAGCUCUGUCUUACAGGCCCUGCGGAAGGAGGUUAAAUCUUGCAGGGCACUGGUCUCAUGGGACAGAGCAUUCCACCAGGUCGGAGCCAUCACUGAGAAGACCCUGGUGGAGGAUAAUCUGACUUCCUUCGGGCCCGGGACCUCUAAACUAUGAUUAUUCAUGGACCUUAAGGUCCUCUGUGGGGCAUACCAGGAGAGGCGGUCCCAUAAAUAGAGCUUUGGUGUCCAUCACCUUGGCUCUUUCUUCCCCUCAGCACUGCCCCUGCCCGCCUUUCCUCUGAGGUGCUCAAGUUGGUGCACAAUUCAGGGAUGGGCAGAAGAUAGAUUGGGAUCGAUUAAUAGGCCUCUGGGUGGUUUGCAGUGGGUGGACCAGCGGUUCUGAUUCCCAGCUGUUCGAACAAAGAGCAGCAGAUGUUUUUCUCCAGAAUUAGUUUGCUGAAAGAGUAUGCUUGGAGGAAAACCAGGAGUGGAUUUUUAUGUAAAACGACUGGGAAGCUUGGUUCUGAACUUAGCCUGCGUUCAAAAAAACACCCUGUUCCUUUAUUCUGCAUGACUGAGAUACUGCUUUGUACCUGGCUCCUGGCUUGGGGUUGUAGCUAAACAAUGAACAAAGUCGGUUCCACAAUUCUGAGCCUUCCCCGUAUUGGUAUACAUGGUUUUCCCCCAUUUUAUCCCCACAACAACCCUGUGAACAAGUCUAAGAGAUGGUGACUAACUGGGUGUCACCUGGUAAGCUUCAGUGGUGAGUGGGGAUUUGAACCUAGAACUCCCUGGUCCUGUUUCUACACUUGUCUAACCACUGCUGGCUCUCUUGUAAGAGAAUUAACCAUUUGAAAAGUUGUCAAAGAAUUUCAGCAAUGACUAUCCUGGAAAACAUUGUUCCAUUUCUACCCUAAGCCCAAAUGUGAAGAUCCUUCUCCCUGUUUCCCCCACCCCCACAAAAACCCGGGGGGAUAGGUUAGAGAGAGGGGAGACUGAAUCAGGCUCACCCAUUGAGCCUCAUGGUUGUCUCUACCCACUGAAUCACACUGCCCCUUGCUCUGUAAUUCCAAACAUUUCCGCUCACAGACUUAGAGGCUGGUGUUUUUAACACCUGCAAGACAGGUCGCUAUGUAACGGGUGCAGCUUUUACUCCAGUGUGGAAAUGGAGCAGUGGCUGAAGCUAGACCUGCUGGAUUUCUGCCUGCCAAACAGCUGCGGGAGGUGCAGGGGAAAGCUUGCUUUUGCAUGGUGGCAUGUGGAAGAGUGUUUUCGUGUUUGCAUUUUCUUGCAUUCCUGACUCCAUUAGCUGUGUUUUGCCCUCAGCAUGUUGCUGAGCUGUACAAAUAUUUAUCCCCCUGGUUUGGCAUACCUGGCUCUCAUGUGCUUUAUCACACGCAGAGAGGAGAGGCGCAAAGGGUGGGUGGGUCACAUGAUGUGGAAACAUUGGAGACGGGUUGUGGGGGGAGAGAAAUGCCAGGCUUGUUUGGUCAUAUGGGAAUAAUUAAUGCAAAACAAUAUCUCAUUUGAUCUGCCCUGUGCUAGAUUUGCCAACUGACCCGAAAAACACACAACCUGGCCUGCUCUUCUGCUCCUUAACAUCAGCUUGACAAGGUGCAGAAGGGAGCAGAGAAGGUUUUUUAUGGGAUGAAGAAAAAGCAGCAUUCUCAGCUUGUAAUAUCUGCAGAACCAGUCCCUGUUAAAAGCAGAGGAGCAGAGGGCAGGAAUAGAGUUGGCAACCCUUGCUGCACCCCUACUUUAAUAAACAUGCACUUCUGCAAAGAAUAAUCAUAUAAUUCUAUGAUUCCUAUCUUCCUAGUUAGAUCAGCCCUUUAUCCAGAAACACAAAGACUAGAAUCUUACUUUAUUUUUAUGAAAAGGACCCUAGCUCCGUAGCAGAGCAUCUCUGCAGAAGGCCCCAGGUUCAUUCGCCGAUGGCAUCUCCAGAUAGAGGUAGGAGAGGCUCCUUGUCUGAAACCCUGGGCAGACUCUGCCACUCAGUGUAGACAGCGCUGAGAUGUAUGAAUCCCAGUGGAAUAUAUAUGUGUGUUGUAACACUGUGACACCAGAGGGCGCUGUAGAGCUAAAGUUAGAACUGAAUGAAUUUUUACAUUGUGAGCUGUAAAACGUUUUUUCCAGAUCGUUUGCAGAGCGUUUUUUUAUAGGUGUGUAGAUGCAGCCCCUGUUGCUAUAUAAUGAUUGAUCUUCGCUCUCUCUGUGUUUCCUUUAGUCCUCGAGUGGGUACCAACCAAAGUGCGAACGAUUGCUGGGACUGUGGUGGGAUAUUCUGCAACCACCGGGCAAAUCAUCCUUCCUGGACUGGCCUACGCCCUCCCAGACUGGCGUUGGCUCCAGUUCGCUGUUUCAGUGCCCUUUCUCGCCUUCUUUGUCUACUCCUGGUGAGCACACAUCAUCCCUUUGCAGAAAACACCCUUAAUUAAACCCUUAAACCCUAGAGAGCAGCCAGGGUCUCACCCAACAGCUCCUGUGACUUUUGCCAUGAAUUGCUGCUAUGCGAGCAUUUGGCCAAAUGGCUCAUUUGCACGGCAGUCCUGCUACAAGCAGGGCUGGUCCACCCAGGGGCAUCUUGCCCACAGACGUUAGUGGCGCGGGGCACCAGGGCGCCAGAUUUUGGAGGGCACCACAGGCGGAGAGUCAGGGCUUGCUCCCUUCCCAGCUCUGGGGCAGCCCACUCCUCUCCUCUCAGCCACCCAUCAGAACGCACUGCUUCCGACUCAGGGAAGCCUCUUUGCAUCCCCUCCCGCCGGGGCUGCCUAGGUGCCUGGCAGGUGCAAUCGGGGGUGGGUGCAGGGCAGGCAUGUCUCUCCCACCCCUCUCUGGCCUCGUCACUGCCUGCGCGCCUCCCUGGGGAGUCUGUGAGCAGAGCAGGGAAGCGCCCUGUGCAAUCCUGGCACCAAGAGAGAAUGGGGCAGCCGGCAAGCCACCUGACCUGCUUGCUGGCCCUCCUGUUGUGCGGACUUCCCCAGAUGGGGGCAGGUAAGGGGCACCGGGCGCUUAGAGGGAGGCAGCGUGGGAGGCCAUCUGGGCUGCGAUCCGGGUAUCUCUUACCUACAUGCAGCGCCGAGCACGCAUUGGACCACACGAUGUAAACGAGCCAGACCGAAGUCCCCCCCUUAAGAAAGGUCAACAACUCUGGGAAACGGGGUGGGGGGGACCAGAGAGAUAUUUACACCACAGCGCUGGAUAUGCUUAAGGCAGAAAGCAGAAGUUGCCCGGGGCACUGGUCCUACUGUGAGUGUGUCUCCAACAGUUUGAGAUUUGACUUUUUUUUUAACCCUGCCUAGGUGGUUUGCAGAAUCCGCACGGUGGUUAAUACUCUCGAACCGACUGGAACAGGCUGUGAAAGUUCUUAAGAGGGUAGCGCAGAUCAACAGGAAAAUGGAAGAGGGAGAGAAACUCAGCACAGAGGUACAAAGAUGAAUUGAGGUUGUUGAUGCAACCAAAUUCACAAGCAAGGGAUGCACACAUUCUGUGAAUCCGUGUCUGUUAUGUUGGCUGGAUUUGUUGUUGUUUUUUAAUGUGAAUCUUUGAAUUUUGAAAUAUUCGAAUGUGGCUCAAUUUGGAGGGCACCUUUAGGAAAAACACAAUACAGUCGUACCUUGGAUCUCAAACGCCUUGGCUCUAGAACAAAUCAGCCCCCGAACAAUCGAAACCCGGAAGUGAGUGUUCUGGUUUUCGAAUGUUCUUUUGGAAGCCAAAAGUCUGACAGGGCUUCUGCGGCUUCCCAUUCACUUCAGGAGCUUCCUGCAGCCAAUCGGAAGCCACGCUUUGGUUUCCAAAUGUUUUAGAAGUCGAACAGACUUCCGGAACGGAUUCCAUUUCACUUCCAAGGUACGAAUGUAUUAACAUAUUGGGGGGGGGGACACACCAUAUGAAAACACUUCCUUGCCAACAUUAGUAUCAGCAUUAUUUAUAUAUUACAUCUAUCUGUCACUUUAUACAAGAGAUAAAGUCUCGAAGUGACCUGACAAAAUGAAAUAAAACAAAUAAAAGCAAGUUAGAACCAGAAAGAAAUUAAACAAACAAUAGAAAACGCUCAGUGGUCUAGCUAGGCCAAUAUUGUUUACACUGACUGGCAGCCUCCCUCCAGGGUUUCAGAGACGAGGUUUCUCACAGUCCUUUCUGGAAAUGCCAGGGAAGGAACCUGGGACACUUUGCAUGCAGGGCAUCUGCCACUGAGCUUACAAACUCACCUGUCCAUCACCUGACAUUGCAUGAUGACACGCACAGGACAGGUAAAGCAACAGUUUCAAAUAGCACCAAAUGCAUGCUGCAAAGGCAAUGGAGCAUUCCUUUGCAGCUGCAACUUAAAUUCAGCAAGGAAAGGUGCCAAUUUAAAAAGGGAAGGAGUGUUCCUUUGCAGUUCAAGGUGGGAACCUGAUAUCAUAUGAUGCCAGGUGACAGAUGGGUGCACAGCUUGGCCCACUGCUCAAAGUGGUCCACCCAUUCCUGCCUGCCCCCCACCCGAAGCUUUGCAACAACCCUAACAGAUAGGCAACAUUCUACUUAAACGCCUCCAGCACAGGAUUUCUGGGCAUGUUCUAAACUCUAAUCUUUCUCUCCUUUUCAGCUGAGUACAUGUGUAUUUACUGGAGUGCACAUAUUUUAAAAACUGUGAACCCAACAUUAUCCAUCUUUGCAAGUGGGAGUCAUUCCCUGUACUCCUAGAGUUUGGCGGUUACGUGCCGCUUCUUAGGGAGUACAGUGGUGCCUCGCAAGACGAAAUUAAUUCGUUCCGCGAGUUUUCUCGUCUAGCGAAUUUUUCGUCUUGCGAAGCACGAAAUCCCAUAGGAAUGCAUUGAAAUUCAAUUAAUGCGUUCCUAUGGUCAAAAAAAGUCCAAACAAAGCCAAAUUUGGUACAACAAGAGUUUAUUAAGUGCUCUUUAAAGUCACACAUACUGUAAAGAGCAUUUCAAAAAUUGAAGGAACAAUAAAUUAAGUUUCUAAACAUGACAGAAAAACAUUUAAAAAUCAACAAAGUGUACAGUACAUUUUCUAAGACUCUGGGGGACAACUCGAAGAAGGUUCCUCUUCCACUCUUUGCUUCUUGCUGAAGAACCCCCUCCUCAACUGUUCCCCCAGCCACCCACCACACAGAAAUUCAAAUCCAGAAUUUUUUUUUAAAAAACAGCAGAGUGGCCCAAUGGUCACAGAAAAUCAUAAAAAUGCAGAAAAAAACACACAAGCUUCCAGAUUCUUGCAAACCCCUCCCCAACACCAAGUCCUUGAAUUCCAAACACCCCAACGCAAAAUCCAAAAACCCCCAAAAAAGUUUUAAAAGUUUAAAAGAAGUUUUGGAAAAGCUUCAAAAAUCACCAAGUCUUCAAAAACCUCAAAAAGGCUACCACACCACGUUCUAUGAGAUGCUCCUCGAAGUCAAGUCGCAACUGUAUUAACGGUGUUAAGAAAAAGGAAACAAACUUGCAAGACAUUUUCGUUUUUCGUCUUGCGAAGCAAGCCCAUAGGGAAAUUCGUCUUGCGAAGCAGCUCAAAAAACGCAAAACCCUUUCGUCUAGCGAGUUUUUUGUCUUGCGAGGCAUUCGUCUUGCGGGGCACCACUGUAUUGCACUAUGUGACACACGGACAAUCCCAAGCAGGUUUGGUGACUCUUCAGAAACUCAAGAGAUAGGACUGGUGAAGGUUGUCAGUCACCCAAGGCCAAUGGCAGACUUCCUGAGGUCCUUUAGGCUCUGCUGCCAGUGCCUCUGCCAGCCUUUGCUUUCAUUCUUUCCUUAAAUCGGGGCAGUCCAGGAAAGCUUCUGCAUCAGUGACGAGUAAGAUCAACCAUUUGUUCUCCUUUUCUUCCUGUAGGUCUUAAAAGCUAGCAUGCAGAAAGAAUUGUCUCUGACACGAUCAUCCUACACAGCCGUCAGCUUAGUUCGUACACCCACCGUGCGCCGGAUCUCCUGUUGUAUUUCCAGUGUCUGGUACGCUUUGACCGUUACUUUUCAUACCUCCGCUCCUAAAAUUCGAAUACUCUCACCAGGGCUAGAAACUUGGUUUUAAGAUUCUUUUCAAAAUGCAACACUAAAAUCAUCAAGAGGCUGAAUUCCUAAUUACUAAAUUUUAGGACUCCAAUGCUUUAAAGGUAAAGGGACCCCUGACCGACUCUGGGGUUGCGGCGCUCAUCUUGCUUUACUGGCCGUGGGAGCCGGCGUUUGUCCACAGACAGCUUCUGAGUCAUGUGGCCAGCAUGACUAAGCUGCUUAUGGCGAACCAGAGCAGCACACAGAAACACUGUUUACCUUCCCGCCGGAGCGGUACCUAUUUAUCUACUUGCACAUUGACAUGCUUUCGAACUUCUAGGUUGGCAGUAGCAGGGACCGAGCAACGGGAGCUCACCCCAUCACGGGGAUUCAAACCGCCGACCUUCUGAUCGGCAAGUCCUAGGCUCUGUGGUUUAACCCACAGCGCCAUCCGUGUCCCCAUAGUAGUAGUAGUACAUUAUUUUUAACCUAACUGCUUACAAAGCUAUGGCUGUCACACACUUUCUCUCCAGUUUCCUUUUUCCAAUAUAAUUUUUUAAUUUAAUUUCCAAUUCCCCCCCAAAAAAGUUUUCAAAUUGAAUAGUUACAUUGUUUCAUGUAUUGACUUCCCACCCCCACCUCCAGAGUGUUUUUGUUCAACCCCUUUUUCUACUGCAUUAUAUAUCAAAACUUUCUCUCCAGUUUCAUAUCCAAUGUGAGAUAAGUGCACAUUGUCUAAAACCAAAACAAAUGAUCUCCUCCUCCCCCCGACCCCGCUCCAGAACAGUUGCUUUAGUCCUAUGAAAAAUUAUGUAGAUUAAAUGGAUUAAAUGUUACGGCUCAUAGAGUUAAACCAAUACUUCGAUUCUUUAGAAGACAAGUUUAUCCCCAAAUCAGAUGAUAUAUUUGUGCCACAUAUAUAAAAAAGAAGAGUUUAGAAAGAAGGUACAGUCAUACCUUGGUUGUCAAAUGCCUUGGUACUCGGACGUUUUGGCUCCUGAACGGCGCAAACCCAGAAGUGAGUGUUAAGGUUUGCAAAUGUUUUUCAGAAGCCAAACAUCCAUCGCAGCUUCCGCUGCUUCUGAUUGAGUGCAGGAAGCUCCUGCAGCCAAUCGGAAGCCGUGCUUUGGUUUUCGAACCGUUUCGGGAGUCAAAUGGGCUCCUGGAACGAAUUAAGUUCAACAACCAAGGUACCACUGUAUUUGGUGUUUGUAGCAUCUUUUCCAGGGCAGGUUGUAUCUUAGGGCUAUGGAGUGAUGAACAGUGUGAGUGAUGCAAGAUUACGUCCUGCUGGAAUCUCGUUGCAUUCUGUCAAAUUGGUAACAAGCAAAAUCCACACAGUUCUCAGCUCCAAAAGCCAUUACUUUGUGUCAGAAGUAAUGGCUUUUGGAGCUGAGAGAUGUGUGGAUUUUGCUACCCACCACAACCAGAACCUGCACAUCCCUUGCCUUUCUUUCUGUGCCAUCUCCUUUCUACACACCGUUUCCAGGUUUGCCACUAGUUUCGCUUACUACGGCCUCGUCAUGGACCUCCAGAACUUUGGCUUCAGCAUCUACCUGAUCCAGGUGGCAUUUGGCUGCAUCGACAUCCCGGCCAAGCUGGGGGCCGCCAUCGGUAUGAGCUACAUCGGACGGAGAACCACACAGGCCUCUUCUGUCAUCCUGGCUGGCUUAGCCAUCCUGGCCAAUAUAUUUGUGCCCCAAGGUAAGCUGAUGUCAGGCAGAAGUGGUGAAAGUCAUCGCUGCUUGGCUCUGUGCAUAGCCACCACUUGCACCCGUUGCUCUGAAAAUCAGUCCCAUGAGGUGGUUUGGCGGCCGAUGGCACUUAGUUGGUAAAUCCCCUCUCCUCUUUUAUAUUGCUACAGUCACCGGAUAGCUUUCCUUUGUUAGGGUUGCUUGUUGGUUAAUCCAUCAGAAUGACUCUGGUAGGUGCUUCCUUGAUGGGAACAAUUGGAUGGGAGAGCUUUCUGGAAUACUUAAAAUGUGAGGUUUACUCACAUUGAAGUCUUGGCAGGAUUCAAGAGAUGCCAUGAUAAAAAAUAGGCAGGCAAUAAUCCUUAAAUGUUAAAAAUGUCAAUAGUCCAGUUCAAAAUGGAGAUUGCUCUCUGGAGGACAGCAAAGAAAUGUCUUCCCACAUUGCAGGUAGGAAAAAUAAUAAAUAAUAAAUAAAUCUUUAUUUGUACCCCGCCCACCCUGGCCGGAGCCGGGCUCAGGGCGGCUAACAUCAUAAAACUAACACAGUAUACAGUGGUACCUUGGGUUAAGUACUUAAUUCAUUCCGGAGGUCCGUUCUUAACCUGAAACUGUUCUUAACCUGAAGCACCACUUUAGCUAAUGGGGCCUCCUGCUGCUGGUGCGCCGCUGGAGCCCGAUUUCUGUUCUUAUCCUGAAGCAAAGUUCUUAACCUGAAGCACUAUUUCUGGGUUAGCGGAGUGUGUAACCUGAAGCGUAUGUAACCCGAGGUACCACUGUACAAUGAAAGAAUGGGUGUUAAUCUAGAGAGUUUCAGCAACUCAGAAAUAAUUUCAAAUCAGCAGAAUUCACAGCGCAGUCCUAUGCAUGUUUACUCAAAAUUCCCACUAUAUUCAAUGGGACUUAUUCCCAGAUAAGUGAGCCCGGGAUCUCAGCCUAAGGCUGCAAACCAAUAUAGAAUUAUCUGAGAGUAGAAAAAGAAUGUGUAGUGACAGGAAGAAGUAUAAAUUGCAUUUUCUGUUGUUCUCCUUCCCACAACAAAUGUCUAGAGGCUAUGACAUUGUAGAGUCCCCUGUUGGUGACUAUCUAGCCACCAUGCUUUCUGUGAUUUAGCUGCAGAUCCUCCCGCAGUUCCCUGGACUUGUUGGUGGCUAGGAAAAAUAAAAUAACCAUCAAGGUGUAAGGGAUGGAAAACUCACCAUAACCCCAUAUGUGUCUCCUGACUCUCUUUUCCACACAAGAUCUAUACACCUUGAGGACCUCCCUGGCAGUGCUUGGAAAAGGAUGCUUAGCUUCAUCCUUUAAUUGCCUCUAUCUCUACACAGGCGAGCUCUACCCAACCGUGAUCAGGUAAGUCUGCACCUCGGACUGUCACCUCCCCUUUAGAUUAUAUGGAACAACUGGCAACAUUUGAGAAAAAUUGGAGCCGGUGGGCUUCUUAUCGCUAGAGUAUGAUAUCUCUUUUACCCAACAUGUCACAGAAAUAAUUGCCUGGUCAGUAGCAAAGCUCAUUAAGAUUAUGCUUGUUACUUGGAUGCCCCUAUUUGCAUGUGAAAAAGAGAGAUCAGAGAUAUCAAAGACCACAAACAUUCACUUAAUGCUGUCUCAUAUGACUUAGGAGCACAGAAGGCUGUCUUACAGUGAGUUAGUCCCAUAGGGACUAAAUGUCCAACCACAAAAAUCAUAGCAGAUUUGACUUCUUCACACCCAAAAACAUAUUUCUAAGGCCCCUCACUGAAGAAAUUUCCAAAAAUUAAGCUUCACACCCCCUAAAAUGGCACAACUUAUUGGCAGUGGUGUAGCGUGGGUUGCCAGCGAUCAGGGCCACACCAAAGGGGUGGAUGGAAGGGAGGGAAACAGAUGAACUAUGCUUGCGAUCCACAUCACCCAGGGGAUCAUAGCUGCCAAGAAAAGAAAAGAAGAGUUGCUCCAUUGUCUGGAGAGGUCACCUCCUGGUUUGCAUGGAGAAGCUGUUUUCAACAAAGCCCAGCAACCGCAGCAUGCAGCUUUUUUGAGGCAGCACCGGGUGUUGACAUUUUACACCCCUAACAAUUUUGUGCCUGGGGCAACCGCCCCCUGUGCCCCCCAUGCUACGCCGCUGCCUAUUGGUCCAGCUAGCUCAGUAUCACCUUAUGCUGACCAGAAAUAUCUCUCUAGGGCAGCGGUUCUCAACCUGUGGGUCCCCAGAUGUUGUUGGACUACAACUCCCAUCAUCCCUUGAGCUCUGGCUUUGCUAGCCAGGGGUGAUGGGAGUUGUAGUUCAACAACAUCUGGGGAUCAUAGCUGUUAACUUUUCCCUUUUUUAAAGGGAAAUUCCCUUAUUCCUAAUAGGAUUCCUCACAAGAAAAGGGAAAAGUUGACAGCUAUGCUGGGGACCCACAGGUUGAGAAAAGCUGCUCAGGUAGGGGUCUCUCUCUCUCUUUCCUAACGCUCCUUGGAGAUGUCAAGGAUUGAACCUGAGACCUUUGGCAUACAAAGCAGAUGUUCUUCUGCUAAAUUACAGCCUUUAAUGCUCAUUGGUGCCUGUUCAGACAUUCAGCCCAAAGAAGCAGUGCCAAGCAACUUGUGGCUCAGUCCCCAAAGCAGCUUCUCUGAAUAAUCAAGUCCCACAAAAAAUAUCCCCCCCCCCAAAAAAAAAGACACCCAGAUCUUGGUUCCCUUUUUCUGAUUUGUUUACUUGUUUAAAGAACCAAGAUAAAGCAACCUUUUGUUUUUUACCAUUUUAUGGUUUCUCCUUUAAAGGUUGUUUUCUACACUUGCAGACAGACCGGGAUGGGGCUAGGAAGCACCCUGGCACGUGUGGGGGGCAUAGUGGCGCCGAUGGUAAAAAUGACCGGGGAAUAUUUUCCAUACCUCCCACCUCUCAUAUACGGGACAGCCCCAAUUCUGUCUGGGAUUGCCGCUUUCUUCCUGCCAGAGACACGCAACAGGCCGCUCUCAGAUACCAUCGAAGAAGUUGAGAGUGGGUGAGUCCCUGUUUGUGGCCUCCUGGAAAGGCAUGGCCAGGGGUCAGGAAACUUUCGCAAGUCUCCAUUCAUGAGUCCACAGCACAUCCCAUCUUCGCAUUUCUCUGCCAUUUAAAAAUAAUAAUAAUGAAAAGCACAAUUUGUAUUUAUAAAUGCAUGUUUUUGAGCCUGUUUCCUCACAAAAUUUUAUGCAUUUCUAAAUGUAUACUUUCUUCCAAAUUGGACAUUUCCUAAUACAUUUGAAUUUUGUUAAAGAAAUUUCUUUAUACGCCUCCAAGCGGCUUACAGAAGGGAAUAAACCAUGCCAUGCACAGGCUGUCAUACGUGUGGAGGAAAACCUUCACACAUUGCAGAGAUUCAAAAAAAUAGAUCAGCGGCAAUUGUAUUUCAUCCAGCAGAGCUUUACUGCUACUGAAGGCAGUGUAAUGGUCACUAAUCCAGUACAUUCAGGAUUGGCACUGUCAACAAGAAACUCAGUUGCAGCACUUACAAAAACUUAUAACACAACUGAAACUUAACACUAAGCAUACUAUGUACAGAACACCACACCAGAAGGAAGAGAGAAAGAUAAAGUAAAGCCCAGGCUCCUUCUGGCCUGUAUUUAUAGUCAGCAUGACCUUAAUUGAAAGACAUAAGAGAACCAGUUCAAACCAGCUUCCCAGAAGGUAUAACCCAAACAAUCAUGACCCUUCUGCCUGUUUCUCUCACACAGAGAAGCUUCUAGUAGCUUCUAGAAUCCUCUUGUAUUAACCAGAAUAGGAAAGAUCUCCACGCAUCAGAUCAAUACUUUCUGCACUAAGAAAUGCAAACUAACACAGGCAACUCCCCAUUUAUGCAUGGUCAAGGCAUGUGUGACCAUGACAGCACGCAUCGCCACAUACCCGGAAGCGGCAUGAAAAAGGGCAAACACAGCCCGUUUGAUUCUGGCUUCAGACCCAUUUGACACAACUUUGCAGAAAAUUCACAUUUGCUCAUUUAUGUGGAAUGAUGCAAAUGAAGGCUGACUUUCAGAGGGAAAGCUGCCAUGUAAGGAAAGUAAAACAAAAAUAAAAUUGAGUUGAAAGGGAGGGGGUGGGGAGGAGCAGGAGAUCCUGGUCCAAAUCUAUGGCCCCUGCAGUCUGCAGCUACCUUGAGAUGCUCUGACAAUGUCUUGCCUUUUUAUCCCCCAACAGACAGGUGCCAGAGCAACAUCUCCCUACCAAGGACCAUGAGCAGGUUUUGCUGCAGAAGGUGGGCCAGGAGAUGCCCCAGGAACCUGGACUGUGCUAAGACGGGGGCAGAGGAAGCCGCUGGCCAUCUGCUGGGAAUCGCCAUGCCUUGAGCAUCCUCUGGAGGGAGGGAGGAGGGACGAGGGAGCAUCAGAAAUUGACACGAAUGGACCAAAUAAAACAAAGAAUCAAUUGCAGCACAUCUCUCUCUGGGCACAGGCAGAAGAUCAGGCCGAGCCUUUUUGCUUGUGGCAAAACGAUGCAGAAACCGGCAUUUGGGGUGCAAAAUUCCAGGUGUUCUUGCAUGGGCACAGCCAGCAUUUAUGUUAGGGGGUCAGGACACCCACCUGUCAUCACCCUCUCUGGCUCUGUCUAGCAGAUUCGGAAUGAAACGUCUCAACAACAGUUGUUUUAAAUUUCUUUAUUUUCACCCCAAGUGCUCAGAAAAAAAUCUGUAAAAAUAUUCAGUCAUUUGAAAACUGGGAAGCUAAAUAAAAAAAUUAACAUCAGGGAGUAGCUUUCAUGUUGUUGUCAAGUAUAUUUUGGAAAAUUACAAAGAACAUGCCUUUUUUCAUCUUUUGUUUGUUUGUUUAAUUAAACUAGAACAAGUUUUCUUGGAUUUGCUGAAAACCUUUUCAGCACUUCCUUCUGAAAUUCCUUUUUUCCAAUGCAGUUUUUCUGUGCAUGCUCAGAAAGCACAUCUCCCCUGCCAUCAAUGACCUUAGCUGGGUCUUUACUCUCCGCAAGGUACUGAAUGACUGCUCUAUAGUACAAGUUGUGCAUGGCUGAGCAAGACAGAUGAGCAGAGCCUUUUUUUGUAGUAGGUUCAAAGACGCCCAUGGGCUCUUGGCUUUUGUUUUAAACAGAAAAGCAGCAAGUUCCUAGCCCCGCUAUGAAGGCAGGGAGUUCAAGUACCUGGGGCCAAUGCUUGGUGCUCACAAAAGUGACCCAGGGGAAACAGAGAUGUUAUUUGGUGUCCUUUUUUGUCAUUUCUCUGUGAAGGCAUGCCACCUCCAUGCACAGUUUGAGGGAUCAGGGCUUCCACCUGCUCUGUUGCGUACAGGGGCUGGUCAAACAGGUGAUGGUCAUGACAACAUCACAAACUUUGCUGACUUGUAGUCCUGCAAAGGUGGUCAAGGUCAGUGAACAGAAAACUCUAAGCUGUCUCAACAAACCUGCAAGCUUGAAGGGGGAAGGCAAGGGAUUGAAGCUUGCGGUGUAGGGGCAAGACCUUAAUUUCCAGAGCUGUAAAUUUGAGUCAAUUAAUGAGCAGAACCAAAGGAAACCUGUUCAGAGAUUAAAAGGGCAUGCAGUUUAACUGGGCAGCCACUUUAAAACAUUUUUUUUUAAUCUCAAAGCUGGCACCAGCAGUGGGCAGGGUUGGGCAUAUCUCAGGACCCAGAGGGGGUUGGGCAGUGCCACUCGGGACCUCUGCCACCAUCCUUCCUACCAGGGAACACAGAUGCAUAAAAACUGCCAGGCCGUCAGCAUCCAGCUCCCCACAGUGGACAUUCGUUACUAAUUCCUAAGUGGCAAUGAACAGAAACAGUUGUGGGCUAUGCUUACCUUCUUAACCUGUGACCUCCACUUGUUGUUGGACUACAACCACCAGUUUCCUCACAUCCUGAUAAUACUAAACCACAGCUGGAUCAUUUGGUGCCACUGAAUGUUGGGAGAUUCAGGGCUAGCAGUGAUUUCUGCAUUGCAGGGGGUUGAACCAGCUGAUCCUUUGGGUCUCUCCCAAAUCUACAAUUCUAAGACUCUACAACUCCCAUCACCCCUGAACAUUGGCAAGAAGAAGAAGAAGAAGAAGAAGAAGAAGAGGAGGAGGAGGAGGAGUUUGGAUUUGAUAUCCCGCCUUUCACUCCCCUUAAGGAGUCUCAAAGCGGCUAACAUUCUCCUUUCCCUUCCUCCCCAACAACAAAUACUCUAUGAGGUGAGUGAAGCUAAGAGACUUCAGAGAAGUGUGACUGGCCCAAGGUCACCCAGCAGCUGCAUAUGGAAGAGCGGGGAAGCGAACCCAGUUCACCAGAUUACGAGUCCACCGCUCUAAACCACUACACCACACUGGCAAUGCUGGGGCUGGAGGGAGCUGAAGACUACUAUUGGACUACUGGGCUAGUCCAAUCUAGUAGCCCAAUAAUCAGGCUGGUUUGCUGAAAAAUGAAGACCAAACUACAUUCUCAAACGUCUCCACCAACCAUUGGCUAAAUCUCUCAGCCACAGAGGAGCCUGGAAGUGCUGCAACAUUCAGAUAUUUUACUCUGGACCAUGAGUAGGGAAUGGAUGGAUCAAUCAAUUUCAGUUUUUCUCAGUAUCUCAUUCCCCGUCCCCCCCAUCUCACAUUCUGUUCUUCACAUUGCUGCAGUGAUUUGCAAUUUUUGUUUUUAAUGCUCAUGAAGAUUCGUCAGUAUUUUGGUGCAAAUUUCUCCCGAUAAUGUUUCUGUGUGAAGUUUUGACUAAUAUGCACUUCUAUCCCAAGCAAUCUUCUCCUAACGUAAUACCUUUUUGGGUGUGAUUUUUCACCCUUGUGUGCAUUUUUUAAUGCACACAGUCCCCCUAAUAUGUGCAUUUUUGCACACAUGGUUGGGUUGGAGAAAGAGAGAGAGUUUGGAUUUGAUAUCCCGCCUUUCACUCCCUUUGAGGAGUCUCAAAGCGGCUAACAUUCUCCUUUCCCUUCCUCCCCCACAACAAACACUCUGUGAGGUGAGUGGGGCUGAGAGACUUCAGAGAAGUGUGACUAGCCCAAGGUCACCCAGCAGCUGCAUGUGGAGGAGCAGGGAAGCGUACCCGGUUCACCAGAUUACGAGUCCACUGCUCUUAACCACUACACCACGCUGGCUCUUAAGUGUGUUGCAAAAAUCAGAGACGUGUGGAAUUUGAAGUAUAGUUGUGCUUUCAGGUCAGAAAUGUGUGAAUUGCAUAGUUCCUCAUUAAAAUGCAAGCAAAAUCAAGCUGCUGCCGCGCCCCCCCGCCCCCCAUUCCUAACCAUGAGAAAUCAAACCUUAAAACUCCCUUCUCUCUUCCACCAAUAACUUUCUACAAAGGCAGAAAGGCCAGGAAAAAUUGCUUUGGUGAAAAUAAAAGAAAGCGGAGCUUUUCUGCCUGCCAAAUUGGGGGUUCCAUCCAGCCAGGCUCCUGGAUAUGAAUAGAGCACACAGGCCCUGCCAAUGGGAAAUGAGCAAAGAAAUGUAGGAGAAAAUAAAACACUCUCAUCUCCGCUGUUUUCUGCAGCCCUUCUCUACGGCUAAGACCUUUUUCUCCCCAUGAAAGGCCCAGCUGUGUUCUAUGGCAAGCUCACCCCAUUAAUCUAGGCCCGUGUUCCAGCGAGUUCCCACAUACAGCACUACUCUGUACAAAGGAGAGAUAUUUUAAAUCUCACAGCUGUUUCCUGUCUGCUCUGCUUUGUACAGUGACUAUGGAAAUGGGCUUCUGGCCUGCAGAUCCACUCACCUAACUUUUUAUUGUUGAUUCUCUGUCUCAGUGUCACCGAUGCUACACCUCACCGUACGCUUAAGCUAACCAUGAUUUGGAAGAUUAGAGAUGCACAGGGCACCAUGGUUUGCUUUGCCAAGCUAAGGUCUUCCCCAAAGAAGCUGAAGCCAGAUCUAUUUGUCCUCAGGAAUAGACAGAUAUGUCCAUUUCAGUUUCACUCAGUUUCUUAUUUUCCCAGUUUUUAGUUCAAUUCGGCACAUUACUGAUGUCUGCCAAUUUUGGUUUCUCUCAGUUUCCCAUUGUUCCAGCCUUACCUGUAUUUGUUUCUUUAAUAGCAUUUCUUUAAAAACAAAACUAAAUAUUUUUGUACACAGUCUUUGGAUGGAGAACUGCAUCAUGAAACCUGCAGAGUUUUGGUUUGUGUACUGUUUUAGGAAGUGCAACUAACAUGGGCUGAAAUUUCCACUGACACAACUGUUAAAGAAUGGACAAGUCACAUAUUCUGUUGCACCUGUUCAGCAUAUCCUGGCUUGUGCUGACCUGGUGCUCUCCAGAUAUUUUGGACUACAAUUCCCAUCAGGCCCAGUACAACUGGAAGGUAUGACAUAGGGGGAAGACUAGCUUAGACCAAGGCAGGCAUAUUAGUUUACAAGGAAUUCACCAGAAGCAUCAUUUUAAUUGAAUGCUGCUUCUCCGUGGCAAGCUAUGCUCAAAGCAGCUCACAACAUCAGAUAAAUUCUGCACCAUAAAAUGUCAGGCAGCAACAUUCCAGGAUAACACGCCAGCAGUUACAAAACGUAGCAAAAAGUAAAUAGCCAGACAAAUAUCACUAGACUGAACAAACACCUCCUAUUAAUAAGAUGAAGCAAUCUGAUACCUCGGUUCCCAAACGCCUCCAUUAUCAUACGUUUCAGUUCCCGAACACGGAACGUUUCAGUUCCCGAACACGGAAAACCCAGAAGUAAAUGCUCCGGAUUCUGAACGUUUUUCAGAAGCUGAACAUCCGAGCUUCCGCUUGAGUGCAAGAAGCUUUUGCAACCAAUCAGAAGCCGUGCCUCGGGUGUCGAACAUUUCGGAAGUCUAAAGUCUUCCAGAACGGAUUGCAUUCAACAACCGAGGUUUGACUGUAAUGAUUCCUACUAAGGCCUAACCAUAUUUAUUUAAUUUAUUUAAAUCAAUAGCCCCUUUAGCCAAAGGCUCUCAGAGAGGCUUGCGGGGCGGGGGGAUAGCAUUAAGACUGUUCACAGCUAAAAAUAAACAUGGCACUUGAAGGGAAAGGAAUGGGCUGGUUAGAGUGUGGUGCUCAUGACACCAGGGUUGCAGGUUCGAUCCCAGUAUGGGACAGCUGCAUAUUUGUGCAUUGCUCAGGGUUGGACUAGAUUGUAUUUUAGUGUUCUGUUGGAAGCCGCCCAGAGUGGCUGGGGCGGGGUAUAAAUAAAUUAUUAUUAUAGACAAUUGUCAGGGUCCCUUCCAACUCUACAAUUCUAUGAUUCUAUGAAAAGCAAGCUCAAGCACAAUUUCUUCAAGGUCUAGUUCUUCAAGUUAGCAUCGGUGUCAGUUCCGACUGAUAAAGGUAAAGGGACCCCUGAUCAUUAGGUCCAGUCGUGGCCGGCUCUGGGGUUGCGGCUCAUCUCGCUUUCUUGGCCGAGGGAGCCGGCAUACAGCUUCCGGGUCAUGUGGCCAGCAGGACUAAGCCACUACUGGCGAACCAGAGCAGUGCAUGGAAACCCCAUUUACCUUCCUGCCGGAGCAGUACCUAUUUAUCUACUUGCACUUGGACGUGCUUUCGAACUGCUAGGUGGGCAGGAGCUGGGACCGAGCAACAGGAGCUCACCCCGUCGUGGGGAUUCGAACCGCCAACCUUCUGAUCGGCAAGCCCUGGGCUCUGUGGUUUAACCCACAGCGCCACCCACGUCCCAGUUCCGACUGAUGCUCAACCGCAAGGCUGCAACCAUGGGUGUAGCCAGGGGCAGGGGGGCAGCUGCCCCCCAAAUAAAGUAAAUAAAUAAAAAUACACUAAGCCCAUGGCUACAACCCUUCUCACACCCAGCCUUCUAAACAAAAGUCAGCAUUUCUGCUUCCAGUUACCAAAGCAGAGGUAUAUUUGUGGUUUUCUGUUUUUUUACAGUAAGGAUUUUUUAAAAAAAGCUGGGAAGUGCCAUAGGCCAGCAGUGGUGCUUAAAUGCUGGAUGCCCCAGGUUCAACCCCAGCAUCUCCAGGUAGGGUUAGGAUCAGCUUCUCUGCCUGAAACCCUGAUGAGAUCUGCUGCCAGUCAGUGCAGACAAUAUGGAGCUAGAUGGGCUGACUCAGCUGAAGGCAACUUCCUAUGCUACUAAUCCAUUUCGUAUUUGUCAAUUCCAUAACAACCUUCUAAAAUCCUCCCACAAAGCCAGGAGUCUCACUCUUGGUCUCGUAUCCAGCAGAGGGAGCGAAGGAGAGGAGGAUGGUUUAUUGGAGUGCUGGGUGGGUGUUUUUCCCUUCUUCUUCCAGUCUGCUGUUUGCUCCCACUACCAGACUUCCCAGAAAGAGCAAAAGCCCUCGGCUAGAGACCAGGCAAGUCUUCAGUGGGUCUCAAAGGAACUAGAGAGGCCAGCAGGCAUCUCACCUGGAUGGGCUAUGAUCCGAGAAUCUGAGUCAGGACUCAGGAAGGUAAGUGAGGCAUUCAUGUCAACUGCCUUGUAGCCUUUAGAGAUCGACACGAUCUAAGGCACAGCUGAAGCCAUUUCCAGACAAUCUGUUUUCAUGAGCAUUUAUCCUGCCUUGUUUGCACAAAGUUUGCGGGGAGGCUAAGACAACCGUGGCAAUUUAUCUAGCACUUGUUCUGAUUUGUUUGUGGGCAUGUUAGAUGGCGUAGCAUCAAAGCAACGGCUAUCCCACAAUUUAUUGUGCAUUGCCUAUCGUUUUCCUUAUAAAAAGAAGUCUGGGGGGAGUUGCGGGGGGGGGGGGGCGGGGAGUUUGUUGUGCAAAUGCUCCAAAUCAGCCUGAAUUGCGCAACCUGAAUUUGCUAGCAUGUGGCUGAAUCCUACCAAAACUGUUGACCGCCUGGGAAAUGCUUUUGUUCAAUGUAAGGGGACAAAUCCUGGCGAAUUGACCCAGGACAGUGACUCUCAGGCCUAAAAACCAGCCUCAUUACCCUUUGAGUUCUUUUGAUAUUAUCUGUCUGUGUCAAAUCACUGAUGGUCGGUGGAUUGUAGACCUAAACAUCCACAGUUAUUUUGUGGCAUAAAGCUUUCGGCCGCAAUAAAAAGUCUAGUUUUAUAGUGCCACAAGGCCCUUUCUGUGUUUGUUUGUCUGAAUAGGCUAGCACAGCUGCCUCUCUAGAACGUAGCGUUAGAUUUAAUAUAGACUAGAUGCUCAUUAGAAAUAAACACAUUUCACCUAGAAAUGAAAGACAAAUUUGAUUCUGUUCGCAUUUGAAGGCAAGCCUACCUCAGUCACACUUUCAUGAACCCAAACCCAGCGAACUUUGACGGUUCUCAGAAUAUGGCAAUGCAGUUCUCGGGCCAAGUGACAUGUACCAAAAUAGAGGCGCUGGGGUAAAAUGUGUGUCUAUGCAAGCCAAAAAUUAGCAUGCAGAAAAAUUGCACUAUAUUAGAGGAAAUUGCUUUGUGAAAAAUGUGUACAAUGGGCAAAAUUGCAUAUACCAAAAAAAAUGUGCAUAGCAGGAGAAAUUCAUCCUAAAUUGAAUUUUCACAAGCCCUUUGAAAACAACAUUCACAAACCGCCGUGGAAAUGUGGAGGGAAACCAAAACUGAGACAUUCACCCAUCAAAUGGAAAAUUGUGGGAAAGAAUUUUGCUUGCCGUUUAAUAACAGAAAGAAUUUCCUCAACAGACACACACAAAUGCUUCCUGCCCAUCCUGUGCCCUUGGAGGUUGUAAGGGGAAGGUUUGCAUCCCAAGCGUAGGUCAGAUGGCAGAAAAGAAACAGUUGUGGGCUACCACGGGCAAGAGAAAGCCUGUUUGUUAACCGUGCUAACUCACAAGCAUUUCCAAUUUAUUUCAGAAGAAUUUACUUCCAAACAAAUUGGUUUUGCUUGGAACGAGAAAGCAGUGCUGUUCUCAUUUGAACAGAGAAGCCAGAAUUAGUACCGAGAGACUGUUUUAUGUGUGCCUCACCUUUUCCAGGUUAAGGGGAACCACCGCCCCCUGCUCAAGAAGGGUUGGGGGACAUCGUAUGUGUGGCGUCAUGCAUGCGCAACGGGCCCCUCCAAUGUUGGGCGCAACUCAGCAUCCCUGGCCUGAGACCUGGGAGACCACGGGGGACCUUGGACCUGCCAGUAUCUCUCAGCCUAAGCCUACCUUUCAGGUCUGUUGUGAGGAUAAAAUUGGGAGAGGGGAAGAGAACCAUGUGUGCCCCCUUGCGGUCCAAGAAGGAAAAGUGGGGUGCAACUGUCAUUAUAAUGUAAAGGAUUCUCAGAACAGAGAAGCAUGGGAUCCCCCCUCUCCCCAGAGCAAGGUGACUAUAUGCUCAGAGGCACUGUCACCAUUACUUUCUGUAACGAUGUGCUGCUGCUUGCGAGAGAGCAUUGAGUUUUCAUUUUCUGAAAAUGCAUAUAACCAUGUUAACUGAAACACUUUAAAAGGUAAAGGUAAAGGACCCCUGACAGUUAAGUCCAGUCGCAAAUGACUCUGGGGUUGCAGCGCUCAUCUCACUUUAUUGGCCGAGGGAGCCGACGUUUGUCCACAGACAGUUUUUCCAGGUCAUGUGACCAGCAUGACUAAGCUGCUUCUGGCGAAACCAGAGCAGCGCACGGACACGCCGUUUACCUUCCUACCGGAGCAGUACCUAUUUAUCUACUUGCACUGGUGUGCUUUCGAAUUGCUAGGUUGGCAGGAGCUGGGACUGAGCAAAGAGAGCUCACCCUGUCACAGGAAUUCGAACCACCAACCUUCCAAUCGGCAAGCCCAAGAGGCUCAGUGGUUUAGACCACAGCGCCACCCUCAUCACUUUAAUUCUGUGCUAUUGUGCUCAGUACAGUUACUGUAAUAGAAAUGUUGCUUGCUAAUUUUCAGUGCUUUGUAAUUAUCUGGAGCUGCUUUGAGCGUGGUGUUGUUGUUGGGGGAGCAGUGUACAGAUAAUCAGUCAAAUCAAAUGUCUUUCUGGGCCAAGCCAUGGCACUGGAAAGAGGUUCAGGGGUUCAAUCCUGCACGCUCAAAUGAAAAGUUCUAAACACUUCAGUGUUUAGAAGCUCUCGCAAGUUCUGUGGAAUUGCAAGCACGUGGCUUAAGCAGACGGGGAGAGCUUAUAUGGGGAAGAUAUGAGACAAAUGUUCCACUUCUCUGGAGAGAGCUGAGUGGGGGCUCACUUCCCCAGUCCACCCCCCGCCCCCAGCAGUAACAUUAACCACCUGCCAGCAAAGGCAGCCUCAAUAGUUUCCUGCAAGCUUUGCAAUGCACAUGUGCUACGUUUUAUUCUCUUCACAUAGCUUUUGGAAGAUCUGGUUUCUCUUUCCCACAGCAAAAAAAAGUGGGAAAAGUCAAGACACCCCACCCCACGCAAGGGGCAGGUGAAUCUGUCCAACUUGAUUUUCCUGGUUCUCAAUUUUCCAGCCUUAAUUUCACUUCUCCACUAUUUUACAUCAGUUUCUGAUCUUUUGUUUUUAAGUCUUCAUGAAAUUCCAUCAGCAUUUUAGUGCGAUUUUUCAUUCCCCCCCCCCCAAAAAAAGCUUAACAACUUUUGUGUCCUGAAUUUUCCUUCUAGAAACAAGGCACUCCUACCCUUGUUGUUGUUGUUUAGUCAUUUAGUCGUGUCCGACUCUUCAUGACCCCAUGGACCAGAGCACGCCAGACACUUCUGUCUUCCACUGCCUCCCGCAGUUUGGUGAGACUCAUGUUUGUAGCUUCGAGUACACUAUCCAGCCAUCUCAUCCUCUGUCGUCCCCUUCUCCUUGUGAUCUUUCCCAACAUCAGGGUCUUUUCCAGGGAGUCUUCUCUUCUCAUGAGGUGGCCAAAGUAUUGGAGCCUCAGCUUCACGAUCUGUCCUUCCAGUGAGCACUCAGGGCUGAUUUCCUUAAGAAUGGAGAGGUUUGAUCUUCUUGUAGUCCAUGGGACUCUCAAGAGUCUCCUCCAGCACCAUAAUUCAAAAGCAUCAAUUCUUUGGCAAUCAGCCUUCUUUAUGGUCCAGCUUUCACUUCCAUACAUCACUACUGGGAAAACCAUAGCUUUUAAUAUACAGACCUUUGUUGGCAAGGUGAUGUCUCCACUUUUUAAGAUGCUCUCUAGGUUUGUCAUUGCUCCUACCCUACCCUUGACCACUGGCUUUGCUUCCCAGCUUCCCGUUGGAGCGUCUGCUUGGCCACACAGUGAGGAAAGGAUGCUGAACUAGACGGGCCUUUGGUGUGGUCCAGCAGAAGCAGCCAGGCUCUCCCUAUGUCCCUGUGUUAGAUUCCCUUCAGGGGCCUUGCUGGACCCCUGGCAAGGUUGUAAACAACUGCCUUCUGUUUCAAAUUAAGGCUUUUAGAAGGAGAGAAAUUAAAUAAGGGUAAGCAGGCAGACGGUCCCCGACUCUGGGCAUCAAUUGAGAAUGGAUGCGUCUGCAGAUAUAAAAGACACCAUUAUGUAAUGCAUCAGAUCCUAGAUCUAUCUCGUUUCUAACUGCAGCCAGGCUGGUGCUUUUGGAAAGUCAGAUGCAGGCUAUGAAACUGGACAUUUGUACUUGAUAAGCCCACCUUUCCUCCAAAGUGGCAGACAUGGUUCUCCCCCUUCACAUCCUACCCUCACAACGACCCUGCAAGGUACGUUAGGCUGAGACAGCAACAACCUUUGAACAUCAAUGUGCACAGAACAGAUCGUGUUUAUUGAUACUAUAGUCAAAAUUACAAAACGCAAACAAACAGUUCAAGUUCAUUCAUCCACUGCAAGAACAGGACGGGAGUUAAGGUCACGCUAAGGGAUGCGGGUGGCGCUGUGGUCUAAACCACUGAGCCUCUUGGGUUUGCCGAUCAGAAGGUCGGUGGGUCGAAUCCCCACAACAGGGUGAGCUCCUGUUGCUCGGUCCCAGCUCCUGCCAACUUAGCAGUUCGAAAGCACACCCAAAAGUGCAAGUAGAUAAAUAGGUACCGCUCUGGCAAGAAGGUAAACGGCAUGUCCAUGCGCUGCUCUGGUUUCAGUGUUCCAUUGCGCCAGAAGCGGCUUAGUCCUGCUGGCCACAUGACCUGGAAAACCUGCCGGCUCCUUUGGCCUGUAAAGCGAGAUGAGCACCGCAACCCCAGAGUCGUCUGUGACUGGACUUAACUGUCAGGGGUCCUUUACCUUUACCUUUUUAAGGGUUUAUUUGCAUCCCACCAUUCCCCCAAGGAGCUCAAUAUGGCAGAGAUUAUUCUCCCCCCUUCCCCAUUUAUCCUUACAACUAAGGUGAAGCUGAGAGACAGGUGCUUGACCUAGUGAGCUUCAUGGCAAAGCAGGUGUUUGAAUCUGAGUCUCCCAGGUCAUAGUCCAACCCUCUAACCACUACACCACACUGUGUCUCGACAUGGAGCUUUUUGUUACUUGGUGCCGGAGGGAGCAAUUUAUGUCAUCCACCUGCAAAAAUAAAGACGAACCAAAUUUCUCCACUCCUCUUUACGGCAAAGCCUUUCUGCUCGUGCUCAGACGUAGGUCACGUCAGGUGACCUGUUUAUUGAGCAUUCCUCCUAAUUUGUUUGCAGGCAAUGCCUGUGGGGUGGCUAGACAUCAUCGGCUAUUUACUGAGCAUUUUUGCAGAGAGGUCAGGUGAGGUUGCAUCAAGCCAUCAUUUAUCCCACACUUUCCCGUGUGUAUUCCUGACGCUUUGAUGUACUUUAAUUGUACAAACCUUAAAUUCCUCCUGCAAAAACAUUUAUUAAUUUUUACUUUCGUAAAAACAUUUCAAGGCAGCAUUACAAUGUCUAAGAAUAAAACCAGCGAGAAGCAUCCACAAAGCGUUGUUAAAUGCCGAUGAGCUAAAAAAAGAAAAUUCAUAUUGCAAAGGAGGCCUAAGUUGAAAACAGUGCCAUUCCAGACCCUCCAAGUGUCCCGGUUUCUGAGUUGAUCCUGGAAUGUCCCCAUUUUCCUUAGGGCAACCCUAUUUUCAUCAGAUAAAUGUUGGAGGGUAUGGAGUUAUGCAACUCCUGAGCCAAGGAGAUAAGUAACUAUGCAACCUAUAUAAGACAUCUGAGGGUAGUCCUAUAUAGGGAUUUUUAAAAAAAAGUUUACUGUUUUAUUAUGUUUUUAUAUAUGUUGGAAGCUGCCCAGAGUGGCUGUGUGGAGCAUGAGCAUCAUCAUCAUCAUCAUCAUCAUCAUCAUCAUCAUUGAAUAGGACAUCCCUAUUUUCAUCAGAGAGAUGUUGGAGGGUAUACAUUCCCCUUAUCACAAAAUGUCCAAUGGGAUGUAGCUCAGACCCUCCCUAUUUUCCAGCAACAGUCCCGAAUUUACAGAAGCCAUCCUGGUUUCUGAUUUGAUUCCAGAAUGUUUUCCUUAGGACGUCCCGAUUUUCACCAGAGAAAUGUUGGAGGGCAUGCUGGUUUGUUGCGCAAGACCUCCAAGCCAACUUGAAUCAUUGCACAACCUGCGCUAACUGGAAUUUGUGACUGAAUCGCACCUGAAAAUAGAAACUGUUGGAACUGUCCUGGAGCAAUACUUCACACAGCUUCCAUGUACAUUACGAACCUUUGUGACACUGAAAGUAAUGAUUAGCGCCCUGCCCGUGGAGCUGUGGAAUGCCACCACCUCUGGCCACAGCCAAUCGGGUGCCACAUUCCCCGCUCUCCCAUGAGCAUCCAUGCAACGCACCGCCCUUUCCAUGCACCAAACCCCAAAAUAGAACAGCACGCUGACUUACAGCAGCGGCAGAGAAAGAGAGGAAGGCAGGCAGCGCAGAGGUGUCACUCUGCGAUUUUAUUCCAUAAACACAGUGUGAGUAAGAACACGCUUUGGCAGAUUCCAGAGGGUUCAAGAAAGUGAGACGCAAAACGUUCCCACAAAUGCACGCCGAUAUUGUGAGUCACACACCAGUUGAGGCUGUUGUAUUAGGGCGAAAGGGGCGCUCGCUGCCCAACAAACCUCCCUCUACCCUUAGCCAGCCCCCACCCAGCCACCUACCUGCCCGCUUUUGAACUUACAACCCAUCCUGGGGGUAGCACUCUCUCUCAGCUUCUUGUUCUCUACAGUGGCGGAGGAAGGGGGUGUAGUGGGUGUGGGCCGCCCCAGGUGUCAUCACUGAGGGGGGUGUGACAAAAUGACAAAAAUAUGAGUUUUUAAAAAUAAUAAUAAUAAAAUGGGCUCACGGAACUUUUAAGUUCAGACAAGAAAUGCAAUGAAAUGCGGCUGGCACUGGGCGCCACACCGCAGGGACUGGCACUUACCACGGGGCCUGCAGCAUGCCCGAGCCACGCGUCUCUCCUGGGAGUGACGUGGUGGCUUGAGCGACUGCAGGCUUGGCGCUGCCUGAAACGGCAGUGUGGAGCUUGUGUUUGCCCACCGCCUCUCUCUCAGCCGCCCUACAGCUGAGGGGGAGGCGGCAGAGAGGCUCCACGCAGCGCACCCCACCCCCGGCUGCAGGAUGCGUGCGCCACACUGGGCACCCGAGUGGCUAGCUAUGCCGCUGGUUCUUUAGUCACAAGGCUCAUCCAUGAUUCCAUGAUUCCUAGGCAUGGGUCCAAGAGGUUUUUCCUUUUGUCCCACAGCUUUCCCCAGGAAAUCCCAUUGUUUACCACUGAAUCGGAACAAAAGUCAAUCAGGUUUGUUACGGAUUCGCGUCGUUCCAAUUCAGCGGUAAUAAUGAUGAGAAGAACUUUAUUAUUUGUACCCUGCCCACCUGACUGGGUUUCCCCAGCCACUCUGGGUGGUAGACACAAAAACCCUGCCACAAACACUAUGCAAUAGAAUGAAAAUGUCAUCAACACCCCCCACAAUGCCCUCCCUCCCUGCCUCCCCCUCCCUCCCUCGCCCCCUCUUCUGCCCCCAAAAGUCUAUGAUAAUAGUGGCAGAAUCUAGACACAUAUUAAAAAGUUGUGAAAAUGCUUUUUUAAUAAAAGUUUUGAAAUAUAUAUUGAAUUUGCCAUAGCUUACCAUUGCCAUCUAGUGGCACAUUGGUAUAAUGUACUUUACAACAAACUUAAAACGUUUUAUUUGCAGCUGUGUAGCUGAGUCCAGUGUCUCACACCGAAUGUAAAUGAACUGUGAGAAAAGAUUCUAUGAACUGAAAGUGGAGACGCUACAUGUACUUUUCCUUGUUUAUUUGUUUGUUUUGUAUCACAAAAAAGUCUUUAAUAAAAACUAAAUUAAAAACAAACAAACAAACGAAAACAGUGACUUUCCCAGAGGGAGAGCCACGGGGCAAAAGAAAAACGUCUCAUACCCAUGCCUAGAUACUGUGGGACAAGUGUGGAUGAGCCCAUUAUGUAGAACUCCGGAAGAUGGGGACAAAAAUGUUCCUGGCUCUGUGUUUCUCUGCAUUAUCUCUACUCCCAGGCUGGGGCCAGUUUGCAAGGAGAGACUCCCUUAAUUAGACAAUGGCCAGCAAGGGGACGAGCUGCUGCCCAAUUCAUCACAAAGGCACAACACUUGCCCCGCCCUGGGCACCGGCAACCCACGCUAUGCCCUGGCUGGGCAAGUCACAGGAAAGGCCCCCUGAUUCUCCUUUCAACUCUGUCUUCCCUUCUCCAGCCUUUCUGUUUCCUUUUCCCAGUUGCAACAGCAGUCGCAGCUUAGGGCAGGUUUCCGCUGCCUGCGUCGUACUACAAUUCCCAAACUUCCUGGAGCAUCGAUCCUGUUUGUCAGGGUUAAUUUUGUCCUUCUAAUGUCCCAGAGAACUAAUGUUUGGGCAGGAGGGCAGGAGAACACGCUGAUGUUUUACCCCCUCUCCCUGGGUCAAGUUCCUCCGUCUCCCAAUUCUGGCACCCGAGAGAUUGCCUCUUGUUGACAAAUAGAAGGCAGGCCUCCUCUGGCUUGGAGCACCUACAUAGGCACAGGAUAUUCCAGAUGGCCUCGCACUCUUGAGCCUCGCCGCCCAGAGAUGUACAGACCGAGGAGGAGGGUGGCAAGAGCAGCUCUUUCCCCAUCAGCACCUCCAUGAUGACAUCCAGAGCUCCAUUCAUCAAAAGCUAAUGUAAAUAUUUUCCGCCAACGGACGGAUGCCUAAGAGAGGCAGCGUUCUCGACCACGCUCCGCUCUUGGCCCGAUCCGCAAGACACGCGCACCUGGCCUCCUCACUUGGCAAGCCCCUCUCCUCCCUGCCUUGGUAGAGGUCUAGAAACCAUGUGGAACAGGCAAGAAAAAUCACGGCCCAAAAAUACGAGGGUGGAGCAGGCUGGUGCCGUAAGCCUGGCACCUGGGUCUAGAGAAUUGGGGGCGGGGGGGUGGUUUCAGUCUGGUUCAUGUUGAAAAGGAAGCCUCCCUGCUUUGCCCUUCCCAAAACAAGGCAUGCAAUCCUUCAAAGACAGCACUGCUUCAAAUUUGGUGAUGCAGUUCUGCAAGCAAAAAAUGUGUACCAAAAAUGCAUGACAGUGGUACCUCGGGUUAAGUACUGAAUUCGUUACAGAGGUCCGUUCUUAACCUGAAACUGUUCUUAACCUGAAGCACCACUUUAGCUAAUGGGGCCUCCUGCUGCCGCCGCGCCGCCGGAGCACUAUUUCUGUUCUCAUCCUGAAGCAAAGUUCUUAACCUGAAGCACUAUUUCUGGGUUAGCUGAGUCUGUAACCUGAAGCGUAUGUAACCUGAAGCGUAUGUAACCCAAGGUACCACUGUAUUGGAGAGCAAUGGGCACAGAAAUGCAUGCAUUGGUGAAGGUGACAUAGAACGGUGUGUUAUAUUAGGGGAAAUGGCAAAAAUGUGGAUGUCUCAUGGACUGCUUGGGUGCAGAGGAAUGGUGGGAGGGGAACCAGCUGGGGAACCCUCAAGGGAAGAAGGCUCAGGGCCUGGGGAGUGCUGGUGGGACGGCAAGGGGAGGUCAGAGGGAGAAGAGGGAGGAGCCUGAAGCUGAAGAAGAAACAGAAGCAGAAACUGAAGCAGGCGAGAGCAAGGAGGGAAGCCAAGAGGCAGGGAUGAGUCAGGCUGGGGAAGUCGCGGGAGUCUCUCCCUCCUGCUGCGACAAGCUCCCAUCCCUGCUGGUCUCCCAGAACCAGGAAAGGUAUGAAGAGAGCAGAGGAGGAAUUAGCUUCGCACAGGCGCUGUCUCAGAUUUCAUGGGGGGGGGGGACCCUGGAGAGGAAGGGACAAACCCUGAGUGAGCCCUGGGAUUUCACACGGCUUGGAGAUUGGGGUGGCAUGUAACCCUGCUGCCUGGGUGACUGUGGGCCAGUCACUGCCUCUCUCUCCACCUAACCUUCCUCACAAGGUUGUUGUGAGGAUAACAUGUACAUCACCUUGAGCUCCUUCGAGGAAAGAUGGAAUAAAAAUGUAACAACAGCAACAACACUUUCCACUGCAUGCUUGGGGUAAUCCAGAUUAGGACCACAGCAGGGUGGGUGCAGGGUGUCAAAGCAAAACUGGGUGGAGCAGUACAUCUGCAUUUUACCUCUGUGCAGUAAGCUAGUUUCCACACACUUGCACCCCUCUCUCCAUCUUCCAUCCAUGCAAGCAAGAAGCAUUAUCUUUAAGGGCACAUUCCAGCCAGGCACAAACACUGGGGGUUCAAAGCAAGACCAGUGAGACUGCAGCCUGGGGAGAAUCCUUAGGACCAGAUGGAGAGGGGUGGAGGGCUACCCCCCAUUCUUGAGGGUUUCCUGUUCCUGUUCUAUUGCAUGGCAGCAGUUCCACCAAGAUCUCAAUGGCAGAAGAGUCUGUUCUAUCACUUAAAAAGGUAAAGGGACCCCUGACCAUUAAGUCCAGUCAUGGACGACUCUGGGGUUGCGGCGCUCAUCUCGCUUUAUUGGCCGAAGGAGCUUCCGGAUCAUGUGGCCAGUGUGACUAAGCCGCUUCUGGCGAACCAGAGCAGCGCACGGAAACGCUGUUUACCUUCCCGCCGGAGCGGUACCUAUUUAUCUACUUGCACUUUGACGUGCUUUCGAACUGCUAGGUUGGCAGGAGCUGGGACCGAGCAACGGGAGCUCACCCCGUCGUGGGGAUUCGAACCGCCAACCUUCUGAUCAGCAAGUCCUAGGCUCUGUGGUUUAACCCACAGCGCCACCCGCGUCCCCUGUUCUAUCACUUACCCGAGUUCUUUUUUAACUUGAACUUGGAACCUCCUCCCUACCCAGCAGGUCCUGCCCCUGAGCCACAAGCCUCCCUAUUUUUAAUCAGGCCUCAGCUUCCUUCUCUCCCAAGGUGCCUCUGUGGUGCCAGGAGGUUCUGUUUGAACUCGUGACUAUGGAAUAUUGACACAAGGGGAAGACAGAGAAGAAGUGGGGGAAGCCCCACAAGGAGCAGUUUUGAAAAGAACAACGGCCGGCUCUUUCUGCUUAAGAAACCCCCCACUGCCGCCGUCUCCCUCAGCUGCCCCUUGGUGGGCAGGAGGGAGAGAAAGAGAAAGGAGAAAGGAAGGAGAAGAAAGACCAAAGGAGACCUUCCAAGCUGCCCAGGGAGGGACAGAAGGUUGAGUUGAGGACACUGUAGACCAAAGCAGCUGUUUCUCCCACAUGGCAGGCCUUCAGGUAUGCGAGAUUUAUUUUCUUAGAUUACCUGCAGACGGUCGCCAUUUGCUAUGGGUCAAGGUACUUGGGUUAAUUCACAAAGCCUAAACAACUGGGGCUCAAAAGACCUUAAAAAUCCUUCCUGAUUCCUUAUGCUCCACCACAAGCCUUGAGAUCCUCAGUUGGGGCAUUUCUAGGGGUUUCCCCAUACCCCUGAGGUUCAGCUCACCUUUGCAAGGGUCCAGAGCCUUAGGGUGGUGAGCCUUGCCCUGUGGAACUCACUGCCAGUAGACGAUUUGGCAGAAACCAUCUCUUUCUUCCUUCAGAUGCCUUCUGAGAAUGGCACACCCUCCAACAUUUCUCUGAUGAAAAUAGGGACAUCCUAUUCAACAACAAUUUUAUUAUUUAUACCCCACCCAUCUGACUGGGUUGCUUCAGAUGUCUUCUAAAGGUUGUACUGUAUAGUUACUUAUCUCCUGGGUUCGGGGGUCCAAUAACUCCAUACUCUCCAACAUUUACCUGAUGAAAAUAGGGAUGCCCAAGGAAAAGUGGGACAUUCCAGGAUCAAAUCAGAAACCAGGACAGCUUCUGUAAAUCCAGGACUGUUCCUGGAAAAUAGGGACACUUGGAGGGUCUGAAACGGCACCCUUUUCAACGCAGGCCUCCUUUGCAAAAUGAAUUUUCUCCUUUUUAUCUCAUCGGCAUUUAACAGUGGAUGCUUCUUGUAGGUUUUAUUCUUAGAUAUUGUAAUGCUGCCUUUUUACUGUUAUGAAAGUAAAAAUUAAUAAAUGUUUUGCAGGAGGAAUUUAAGGUUUGCACAAUUAAAGUACAUUUAAGUGCUUUGAUGCAACAAACCUACUUAAAACACACACACACACACCAGACUUUUUGCAGUUGGAAAUGUGAUGGGGAGAUGGAUGGAUGGAUGAGCGAAUGAUCGGAAAGAUGUGUAAACGCCCUGCAAGCAAAUCAAGAAGAAUGAUCCAUGUCACAAGCCAAACAGAAUGAAUGGCUAUUAGCCACAAUGGCUAUACACUACCUCUGUUAUUGGAGGCUGUGUGCCAGUUGCUCGUAAUCACAAGUGGAGAUUUCUCUGUUAUGCUCAGGUCCUGCUUGUGAGCUUCCCAGAGUCAUCUGGUUGGAAACUGAGAACAGGAUGCUGGACAAGAUGGGGCUUUGGCCUGAUCCAGCAGCCAGGCUCUUCUUACGUUCUUUCAAAUGUUCAGUAAAGACAGGGCAUUGCCUAACCUCCAUGUAAGCACCGUGCAGGCAAAUUGAGACAAAUGCAUACCCCACAAGUGUCCCGGAAAAACCGGGACAUCCUUUUUUAAUCACGAGAGAAUAGUGGCCAUUUUGGAUGCUGCGAUCUCGCACAAUUCCGCAGUGUGAUUUCCCCCUGAAAAAUGUGCUCCCUCCCCCCAGGUCAAGAGCCUCAUGCUCUACUGAUUGAGCUACCACGGUGAAGCUUUUCCCAUAAUUGUAUGAGAAAAGGCUUAACCUGUUGAGCUUCCACUUAGAAAAGAAGCCAGAAGCCAGAAAAGUGCAUUGAAGGGGGAGGUUGAAACAGGAGCUCUUUAGGAGUUCAGGGAUUUAUAUUGCCUGGUGUCCAAACAGGAAGUGCAUCAAGCAUAGUUCGGACUUCACUCAUUGGCUAAAAUGUCUGACAAGUGGAACAGGCAGGUUGUCUCAUUUCACAGAUUUCACUUAUGAGGAUACCUGCACAUUUUGCUUCGCAACUGUUUUCCCAAGAGGACUAGAGACUUUUUUUUUUUUUUUAAGGCUCAGAGUUGGAGUGGGGAUCUAUCUGGGACCACCAAUGUAGGCUUUGCAGGCAUCAGGCUAUGUUACUUACUUCUGUCUCCAUUCCUCUCCUUCCAGGUGAAGUCCUUGGGCUGA
Molecule: messenger RNA, 37884 nt
Organism: Podarcis lilfordi (Lilford's wall lizard)
Lineage: Eukaryota; Metazoa; Chordata; Lepidosauria; Squamata; Lacertidae
Source: the annotation of a GenBank genome assembly